GCGUAAAGCUAAUUAAAAGAAACAGUUUUGCUCUUCGUAACGGUCUAGAGGGUGUGGAAUAAAUAUCCGAUUAAUCAUGGAAUCACGAAGUCAAACGAUGACGAGUCCUCGGAGUCAGAGUGUCCUUGACGGCGCGACACGGGAACAAACGAACACUAGUCUGGCUUGGAGUCCUGUUCCUUCGCCUCUUCUGAAUUCAGAUUUCGCAUCAGAUGUCGAUGCUACUUCGAGUAAUGAGAGCGAUACUGAAAUGAUCCCAGCCAAAGAGCUUUCUUCUUCUGAUCUGCAGUCUUCGAAUAAUCUAUUCUUGAAGAUUCUUUACAAAAUACUUCGCAAACCCCCGUCUAAAAAAGAACAAGAGACUCAUGAAGAGAUAAAACGUAAGCUGCACCCCAAAAAGCGAAUAGCUGCCGAAUGCUUGGAAGAAUAUUCUCAAUCAAGAGGUGGUGAUUUCAUUCUGAAAGAAGCUAAGAAUGCAACUACUUCUGUGCACGACUUUGGUGUAUGCGUCAGUCAAGAUUGGCCAAGCGUGAAGUUUCUGCGAGAGAAGGAAGGACUCAUGUUUGUUCUCUCACUUACAGCUAAGGAUUUUGACGGUGCUGGUGAUUUGAACUUUCCCAAAGCGAAGAAAUCACUCUGCACCAAAGGAGGCAUCGAAUACUACCUACCCAAUUCUGACUGGAUUCGUAUUGGGCUCAAAUGUCGAGGUCGAUAUGAUUAUGGAACUGACAAUUGGCUAGAAGAGAAGAAUCCGCUGGAGUGGACUGUUGGCUUCCAUGCAAGUCAUCAAGCAGGCACCGCCUCAGUUUGUCAGAACAGAGAAUUCUUAACAGAAGGACCGGGUCAAGUUCACAAAAAUGACAUAGAUGUCAACGAAUUGAGUGACCUAAAAGGCGGGGCUUUCUGA
This is a messenger RNA of Symsagittifera roscoffensis, 907 nucleotides long. RefSeq lists its product as uncharacterized. NCBI's taxonomy places the organism in Eukaryota, Metazoa, Xenacoelomorpha, Acoela, Convolutidae. The record is from RefSeq and is a predicted model, not a curated record. The transcript has 6 exons. The coding region runs from base 77 to 907 and encodes 276 amino acids.